Messenger RNA from Propithecus coquereli (Coquerel's sifaka), 2030 nucleotides. It is a transcript of the gene TPP1, whose product is annotated as tripeptidyl peptidase I. Gene Ontology annotation, biological process: central nervous system development; proteolysis. NCBI's taxonomy places the organism in Eukaryota, Metazoa, Chordata, Mammalia, Primates, Indriidae. The record is from RefSeq and is a predicted model, not a curated record. Bases 47 to 1738 code for a protein of 563 amino acids. Gene Ontology annotation, molecular function: serine-type endopeptidase activity; tripeptidyl-peptidase activity. The transcript is spliced from 13 exons.
GCUCAUGUGAUCCAUCACAUGACAGCAGAUCUUACAGAAAGGCGGAAUGGGACUCCGAGCCUGCCUCCUAGGCCUGCUUGCCCUCAUCCUCUCUGGCAAAUGCAGUUACAGCCCAGAGCCCGACCAGCGGAGGACGCUUCCCCCAGGCUGGGUGUCCCUGGGCCGUGCAGACCCUGAGGAAGAGCUGAGUCUUACCUUUGCCCUGAGACAGCAGAACCUGGAGAGACUCUCGGAGCUGGUGCAGGCUGUGUCGGAUCCCAGCUCUCCUCGCUAUGGAAAAUACCUAACCCUAGAGGAUGUGGCUGAGCUGGUCCGCCCAUCACCACUGACCCUCCGCACAGUCCAAAAAUGGCUCUUGGCAGCUGGAGCCCGGAACUGCCAUUCGGUGACCACACAGGACUUUCUGACUUGCUGGCUGAGUGUCCGACAGGCAGAGCUGCUGCUCUCUGGGGCUGAGUUUCAUCACUAUGUGGGAGGACCUGCGGAGACCCAUGUUGUAAGGUCCCCACGUCCCUACCAGCUCCCACAGGCCUUGGCCCCCCAUGUGGAUUUUGUGGGAGGAUUGCACCGUUUCCCCCCCACGUCAUCCCUGAGGCAACGCCCUGAGCCACAGGUGGCAGGGACUGGUGGCCUGCAUCUGGGGGUGACCCCAUCUGUGAUCCGUGAGCGAUACAACUUGACAGCACAAGACGUGGGCACUGGCACCAGCAAUAACAGCCAGGCCUGUGCCCAGUUCCUGGAGCAGUAUUUCCAUGGCUCAGACCUGGCCGAGUUCAUGCGCCUCUUUGGUGGCAAAUUUGUACACCAGGCAUCAGUAGCCCGCGUGGUUGGACAGCAGGGCCGUGGCAGGGCUGGAAUUGAGGCCAGUCUAGAUGUGCAGUACCUGAUGAGUGCUGGUGCCAACAUCUCCACCUGGGUCUACAGUAACCCUGGUCGACAUGAGGGGCAGGAGCCCUUCCUGCAGUGGCUCCUGCUGCUCAGUAAUGAAUCAGCCCUGCCACACGUGCACACUGUGAGCUAUGGGGAUGAUGAAGACUCACUCAGCAGAGCCUACCUCCAGCGGGUCAACACUGAGUUCAUGAAGGCUGCUGCUCGGGGUCUCACCCUGCUCUUUGCCUCAGGUGACAGUGGGGCUGGGUGUUGGUCUGUCUCUGGAAGACACCAGUUCCGUCCUAGCUUCCCCGCCUCCAGCCCUUAUGUCACCACAGUGGGCGGUACAUCCUUCCAGAAUCCUUUCCUCAUCACAAAUGAGAUUGUUGACUAUAUCAGUGGUGGUGGCUUCAGCAAUGAGUUUCCACGGCCUUCAUACCAGGAGGAAGCUGUAGCCCAGUUCCUGAGCUCUAGUCCCCACCUUCCACCAUCCAGUUACUUCAAUGCCAGUGGCCGUGCCUACCCAGAUGUGGCUGCGCUCUCUGAUGGCUACUGGGUGGUCAGCAACAGUGUGCCCAUUCCAUGGGUGUCUGGCACCUCGGCCUCCACUCCAGUGUUUGGGGGGAUCCUAUCCUUGAUAAAUGAGCACAGAAUCCUCAGUGGCCGCCCCCCUCUUGGCUUUCUCAAUCCAAGGCUCUACCAGCAGCGUGGGGCAGGACUCUUUGAUGUAACCCAUGGCUGCCAUGAGUCCUGUCUGAAUGAAGAGGUGGAGGGUCAGGGUUUCUGCUCUGGUGCUGGCUGGGAUCCUGUGACAGGUUGGGGAACACCCAACUUCCCAGCUCUGCUGAAGACACUACUCAACCCUUGACCCUUCCCUGGCAGAACAACCUGUCCCCUGCCCUGUAGCUAGUGGUUCAGUCCCUUAUUCUGCCCCAUUGCAAGCUCUGCUGAACCCUCAACUGUUGACUGCUGCAGACAGCUUAUCUCCCAGACCCUGAAAUGCUGUGAGCUUGACUUGACUCCCAACCCUACCAUGCUCCAUCACACUCAGGUCUCCCUACUCCUGCCUCAGGUUUCUCAACUAGAUGGUAUAACUAGCAUUUUUGGCUACCCCUUCUCCCCAUCUCACCUUCCUCUUUUCAACCAGGCUUUUCUAAAGG